UAGUCUCGUGCGGUUUUAGUCAGAAUCAGAACAGAAUCAGAAUGUUGGCUUCGUUUUCGUUUUGGUGGAUGUAUGAUUUGCGAGUUUAAAGCUACAAAAAAUUUUGUUCCACAACUAGAGCAGCGCCUAUUUCGUACCAAUGUGGCCAUUUCCUGAAGGGCACACGUGCAGGGUGUGCAAGAGAGUGCUCUGCAGUGUGAGAGGACGCGAACAGCACGAAAGGGAGGCUCACCCUCCGACAGUCACUUGCCCAAUCUGCCUAGUUAAGCAUUAUGAUGAGAUGGAAGUCCUCAACCACCUUGAGACGCACCUACCCCUGAUUUGCGGCCACCCUCGGUGUGGCUACUUUAUCAGUACUAAGAUGGAGCUUCUCCAACACAGAGCCUUUGAAAAUCUACAAAAUAUUACUGCAAUGAGUUCAAUGUCUAUGCCUGUGCAGCCGAGUACCUCAUCUGCCAAAACUGAGCCAGCUGCGAGGGCUCCUGCAAGUCCAAGGCCAUUAAUCCACUUUGAAAAGUCUCCUAUGUGCACACCAAAGAGGAGAUACCCCAUGGAAUCUCCUAUUCUCAUGCCUCAAAUCGCAGGCGCUCACAACUUGAUCGCCCCAAAAACUCCAGUGGCCAGAGUCGCCGCACAGAGCAGCACGUCCUUAACCCCAGCGCUGAGCUCUCUCCGACUGAUGUCCCCCGCAAGCCCUCACUACCGCAGUUGCAUUGAUGAGGAUGAACUGAUGGUCUCUGCAUUAGAUUCCUCACCUUUGAAUUUCCAUUCUCCAAAUUGUCACUAACAGAGUUUUUUUAUUGCGUGUGAUUGAAAUUCAAUUCUCCAUAAAUCCAAAUAGCUUGAAAAGCCAAUUUAUUAAAAUAUCACAACCAAAUGAUAAAAAUAUAUAUAAAGAAGAAUCACAUUAAACACAUCUUACUGGAAUGAAAUUCAUCUCUCUCGACAAUCGCGUGUGUGGAAAACCUGGAUCUAAGAAUCCAACAGCUUGACCUAUAUCAUAGUGCCAAAUUAAGGAGGAAUGAAAGGAUUAAAAAUAGAGCAGAUAUUCCUAGGGGAAAAAUUCAACUUUUGUAUCACUAAUAAUUGACUCGUAAGCUGCCGGUACAAAUUGUUUCUCAUGGAAUGGUUUUUCCACCUUCCAAUUCCGCUAACAUUGUCCACGUAAUUAAGAAUACAUUGAACUGUUCACAACCAUCAAUAUACAAUCAAAGUUUUACUAAAAAAUACAGCAGUAAAAACGUAAAAUAUUGCAAUCUCGCACGUGAGUAUUUAGGAAUGUAUUGCAUACGACAUUAAAAAAUGGAAGCAUUUCGAUUUGUUACAUCGCUUACGUAAGUAAUGGCACGGCUGACUUUCAGGGACUUGGACAGCUAUGUUAUUUUUGUCAUGGUUUGGUCAGAGACACGUUUUGGCUGUCUCUAAUCACUGCGAUGCUUCACAAAAACUGAAUUGGGUAAAAAAUAGGUUGUCCUUAACUAGAAAUCGUCAUGGAAACUCUUGGCGGCGUUGAUCAUUUUGCUUGAAAGGAACAGGUCGAUUUUGUUGAGAACCUCUGGUAGGGACAGGUAACCGUCCUUGUUCACGUCUGCCAACAUAACUAACGUUUCCGCCUCAUCUCUCGCGUGCCGAGGGUUCCGUGGGUCGAUGUACACCUGAAUGAAAACAAAA
Molecule: messenger RNA, 1671 nt
Organism: Cloeon dipterum
Lineage: Eukaryota; Metazoa; Arthropoda; Insecta; Ephemeroptera; Baetidae
Exons: 4
Coding region: 140-787 (215 amino acids)
Source: RefSeq, a predicted model, not a curated record